Brassica oleracea var. oleracea is the source of this 1672-nucleotide messenger RNA. RefSeq lists its product as uncharacterized. The transcript has 5 exons. NCBI's taxonomy places the organism in Eukaryota, Viridiplantae, Streptophyta, Magnoliopsida, Brassicales, Brassicaceae. Bases 124 to 1488 code for a protein of 454 amino acids. The record is from RefSeq and is a predicted model, not a curated record.
CGAAAUGUUCCUCGUAAGACACUAUAUUACAGCAAUAUCCAAGACAAAAGACUUUAGUUUUCAUCGACACAUCGAAUUGAAGAGAGUUGGUUCUGACAAUUUUCCGUUCGAGCACACGACAAAAUGGCUCGUUGUUACUUGAUCAUCUCGUCCUUACUUCUUCUUCUGGUCGCGUUAAGCAUAUCUCCUAGCUACACCUUGAAGAUCAAGUCCGCAAGUUUCCUCUCACCAAAACAAGUCAUGACUCCAGGAUCAGUGGCAAACCCUUACCUAUUCGACAUCGAUUUCCCUAGAGGCCACAUCGGCCUCAAAGGUUUCGACGCCGAAGUAGUCGACCAAGACGGCAACCCCGUCCCGUUACACGAGACAUAUCUCCACCACUGGGUUGUCCACCCUUACUACGUGCGUAAAGGUCUCAACCUAUCGCAGCUAGACAUGCCUAGGGAUCUUGGUUCGAGUCCUGAUUAUAUUCUCGUUAGAAACGGAGGGUUGUGUAGGGAUAGAGUCAGACAAUACUUUGGGUUAGGAUCAGAAACACGCAAGACUUCGACGUAUGUUCCUGAUCCUUACGCGAUCGAGAUUGGUAAUCCGGAGGAGACGCCUGAUGGGUAUGAGUUCAAAUGGCUUCUAAAUAUUCACGCUAUUGACACUAGAGGGGUUGUGGAUAGACAAGGAUGCACCGAGUGUCGGUGUGAUCUUUAUAAUGUAACGGUUGAUGAGUAUGGUCGAGCUUUAGAACAUGGAUACAAAGGAGGUCAAGACUGCUGCUACGAUAAGACUCAAUGUCGGUUAAGAAACGGAUUCGACCGUGGAAACAAAACAAGAACUGUGUAUCUUAAGUAUACUGUGAGAUGGGUUGAUUGGGACAGCUCGGUUUUGUUGCCGGCUAAGGUUUAUAUUCUAGAUGUUACGGAUUCUUGGGAACGGUCAGAAGGAUCAACGGGAGAUAACCACGAACAUUUUUGCCAUGUGGAAUAUGAUGUGAAACUGUGCAAAACUAAAGGUGAUGGAUGUGUUGAUGUUAAGAAAAAGAGCUUAAUGAUACCGUUUAAUGGGUAUAUUGUCUAUGGAGUAGCUCACCAGCACGCAGGUGGUAUUGGUGCUGCUCUGUACCGAGAGGACGGUGAGGGAAUAUGCUCUUCGAUGCCGAAGUAUGGCAAUGGACACGAACCUGGAAACGAAGCUGGUUAUAUUGUUGGAAUGUCAUCUUGUUAUCCUGAACCGGUGAAAGUGACUAAUGGAGAGACACUGAAUUUGGAGUUCAAUUACAGUAAUGCCAUUGGUCAUACAGGAGUCAUGGGACUCUUUUACAUCCUGGUUGCUCAGCAGCUGCCUGAACCGGGGAGCUCCUUGCAGGCACAUGCGAAAAGUGUGAGUUUUUUAGCCUUUCCUGCAAUGACGGUGAUAGUGGCGGUUGUGGUUCUAAUAGCCGCCGUGGUAUACCGGAGACAGAACAUGGAAGAUGGUUACCAAUCACUUAGUACCUAAAAAGUAAAACUAUAGAUAUUCUUCUUCAACAUUUUAUAAUUUUCGGCGUUUUCUAAUACCAAAUAUUAAAAUAACAAAGUAUCUUGUUACUCUUCCACUAGUGUUAUAUUUUUGUAAUGGUUGUUACGACUUAUGUGUGUAAAAAGUUUGCUUUUGUCAAUGGUAUGUAGAAGACUCCUGCUCC